AUGAAUAGGAGUAACAGUAAAAACAAGACAGCACAGCGGUUGCACUCCCUCUCACUCUCAGUGCACCUCUCUAACAUUCGAGGUUUGCACUCCAAUCUCGUUGCAGUCCACCACCAUCUUGAGACUGAGAAACCGGCCCUACUGUUCCUCUCGGAGACGCAGAUCGGCAGCCCGUCUGACACAGCAUACUUGUGUUACCCGGGUUAUACCUUGGAGCAUAAUUUUAAACCACAUGCGGGUGUUUGCUUAUAUGCCCGCGACGACAUAUGCUGCCGGCGUCUUCGUAAUCUUGAAGAUCCUAGCUUCUCUAACUUAUGGGUUUUAGUGGACACAGGAGUGGAGAAAAUUCUUUAUGUCUGUGUUUACCGUUCGCACAGCGGAGAUCUGGAGACAACCAGGCUUAUUCAACACCUUAGUGAGGCGGCUGAUGCGGCUCAGCACCGGUAUCCUACUGCUCAAUUGGUAAUGCUGGGGGACUUUAACGCCCACCACCAAGAGUGGCAAUUCCCAUACCAGCACACUGACCACGCUGGUAGAGAGAUUCGCAAUCUCGCUUUAGCGCUCAAUCUCACCCAGCUGGUCCGGGAAGCAACCAGGGUACCCGAUGUUGACUCGCAUACUGCCAACUGUUUGGACCUUUUCCUGACAACAGAUCCUGACCGCUAUUCGGUUUCGGUCUCAUCGCCUUUAGGCAGCUCCGACCACUGUCUGGUGAAGUCCAUAUCCGUCCAUUCACCGCCCUUACCCUGCUCCAAAGGCACCCGUAGAAUAUGGCGAUACAAGUCAGCAAACUGGGAGGAGAUGCGUUCUUUCUUUGCAUCGUACCCAUGGCGACAGAUUUGCUUCUCCUCCGAUGAUCCCUCAUCUUGUGCGAAUGCUGUGGCUGAUGUUCUGCGUCAGGGAAUGGAGUAUUACAUACCAUUCACUGACGCAUCAGCAUCCGUGGCAGCUCGACCCUGGUUUAAUUCUGACUGUUCUCGUGCUGAAGCAGAAAAGAACACUGCUUACUUGGCCUGGGUCGACGCUCGUAACCGCAAGACAACAGACGUGGGUCAGAGGAAGAAAGCCUAUAACAGAGCCGCUAAGUCCUGCAAGAAGGCUCUGCGGAAGGCUCGAUUUGACCACAUUGGCAGAAUUGGGACUAGACUUGCGUCAUACCCACCUGGUAGUAAAGCCUUUUGGUCCCUGGCUAAAUCGGUCGAAUCGAACUUCUGUCGCCCCUCACUACCUCCACUGAUAAAACCCGAUGGAUCACUAGCCCACACCGCUGAGGAGAAGGCAAACUUGUUUGCAAAUCUCUUUGCGGAAUCCUCGCGUCUUGACUUAGGAAGCGCCACACCUCCAACUUCUUCGAUUCGAUGUUUUGGAGCUAAAAAGGUCUUAGAUAAAAACUGGCCGGUUUUAAAUGAGCAUUGCGAAAUUGCUCCUAAAUCAAUUAGUUUAGAUAUCGAUUUGUUCAUAAGAAAAUAA
This is a messenger RNA of Melitaea cinxia (Glanville fritillary), 1470 nucleotides long. RefSeq lists its product as uncharacterized. Gene Ontology annotation, molecular function: catalytic activity. The transcript is spliced from 2 exons. Lineage: Eukaryota; Metazoa; Arthropoda; Insecta; Lepidoptera; Nymphalidae. The record is from RefSeq and is a predicted model, not a curated record. Bases 1 to 1470 code for a protein of 489 amino acids.